ACUGGAGGCUCGGGGUGGCUCCCGUAAGUUUUUCCUUCCUCCUGAGCAAGGAAGGCGCCUUUCCACUUCCGCUGUCUGGCCGCCGGCCCCGCCCCCAGCCUCCCUCCCGCUGGGUCCUAGCGCCGGCCCCUCCUCGAGUGUCCCGGGCUCUGCCGGUGCUGGGCACCGCCGCCGAUGCUGCGGAGCCUGUGGAAGUCGCACCAGAGAAGGCCCACUCACCAAGGUCAUGGAAGAGGAGGCUACAGAGGCCAAGUCCCCAGGCCCCUGCUACAAGCGCUCUGGACGCCGUUUUAAGUGCCUGUUCUGUACAAAGACAUUUCCAAAUGCUCCCAGGGCAGCGCGCCAUGCUGCUACACAUACACCCGCAGACUGCACAGAGGAGGUGAAUGAGGUCCAGCCAAAGGUGGAUGCAGAGCCCAAGGCCGAGGAAGCCAGUGGAGACAAGGUGUCUGGUUCAGUAGCCAAACCCCGGCCCUAUGCCUGCCCACUGUGCCCCAAGGCCUACAAGACAGCUCCUGAGCUACGAAGCCAUGGGCGCAGCCACACUGGUGAGAAGCCCUUCCCGUGCCCAGAGUGUGGCCGCCGCUUCAUGCAGCCCGUGUGCCUGCGUGUGCACCUGGCUUCCCAUGCGGGUGAGCUGCCCUUCCGAUGUGCGCACUGCCCCAAGGCUUAUGGUACACUCUCUAAACUCAAGAUCCACCAACGUGGGCACACAGGUGAGCGGCCCUAUGCCUGUACCGACUGCGGCAAGAGCUUCGCUGACCCUUCAGUGUUCCGCAAGCAUCGGCGCACCCAUGCAGGCCUGCGACCCUACAGCUGCGAGCGCUGCGGCAAGGCCUACGCUGAGCUCAAGGACUUACGUAACCAUGAACGGUCCCACACAGGUGAGCGCCCCUUCCUCUGCUCUGAGUGCGGGAAAAGUUUCUCCCGAUCCUCUUCCCUCACAUGCCACCAGCGUAUCCAUGCGGCCCAGAAACCCUAUCGCUGUCCGGCUUGUGGUAAAGGCUUCACGCAGCUCAGCUCCUACCAAAGCCAUGAGCGCACGCAUUCGGGCGAGAAGCCCUUCCUAUGCCCUCGCUGUGGCCGCAUGUUCUCUGAUCCCUCAAGCUUCCGCCGCCACCAGCGGGCGCAUGAGGGCGUGAAGCCUUACCGCUGCGAGAAGUGCGGCAAGGACUUCCGGCAGCCAGCCGACCUGGCCAUGCAUCGGCGAGUGCACACCGGCGACCGCCCCUUCAAGUGCCUGCAGUGCGACAAGACUUUCGUGGCUUCCUGGGACCUCAAGCGGCAUGCAUUGGUGCACUCAGGACAGCGGCCAUUCCGCUGUGAGGAGUGUGGGCGAGCCUUUGCUGAGCGAGCUAGCCUUACCAAGCACAGCCGCAUGCACUCCGGCGAGCGUCCUUUCCACUGCAAUGCCUGCGGGAAAUCCUUUGUGGUGUUAUCCAGCCUCAGGAAGCAUGAGCGUACCCACAGAAGCAAUGAGGCUACAGGAGCUGCCCCCCAGCAGGAACUGGUACUGGGACUGGCGCUGCCUGUAGGUGUCGUGGGUGAGGGCACAGCCGCCCCCGUGGCAGGCGCAGGGCUAGGGGACCCUCCAGCUGGGCUGCUAGGGCUACCUGCAGAGUCUGGGGGUGUAGUAGCCACACAGUGGCAAGUGGUGGGCAUGACUGUGGAGCACGUGGAGUGCCAGGAUGCUGGCGUUGGGGAAGCUCCUGGUACCCUAGGAGAUGCAGGGGAGGUGGGGGGUGAGGAGCCUGAUGAGAAGCCUCCACAGUUUGUGUGUCGCGAGUGUAAGGAAACUUUCUCCACACUGACAUUGCUACGCAGGCACGAGCGCACACACCCAGAGCUCCGGCCCUUUCCCUGCACCCAGUGUGGUAAGAGCUUCUCAGACAGGGCUGGGCUUCGCAAACAUAGCCGCACCCACAGUUCUGUACGCCCCUACUCUUGUCCCCAGUGUCCUAAAGCUUUCUUGAGUGCCAGUGACCUGCGCAAACAUGAACGCACUCACCCUGCGCCCAUUGAAACCCCCAUACCCCUGGAGCCUCUUGUGGCUUUGCUAGGAAUGCCAGAAGAAGGGUCAGCUUGAAGCUGGUAGCUCUCUCUGCCACACUCCCAGAUGCCCGUUACCAGUUUCCACAUCCCUGCCACUGAGCAAUUGGCUCAGCUCUCAGUCCACUAAGAGCAGGGGACAGUGGAGGCCGGCAGCGCUUGUGAGAGACACUCAUUAAAGCAUUGGCUUUGACAGCAAGCCGUCUUCUGUAUUCUGGUUGAGUUAAACUUCAGUGGAGGUUCCAGAUUAAUACAAAUUAUAAGGGUCUUGGUGGUGGUUUCUUUUGUGACAGGCUCUCACGACUUAGCCUGAUCCAGAACUCACUGUAUAGCCCAGGCUCCCCUUGAACUCAACCAAUCCCCCUGCCUCAGCCUCCCAAGUACGAGGAUUCCAGGUGUUUACCACCACAAAUGGUUCCUAGAAGGGUCUUGCAAUUCAUUGUUUGCCAAAGUAUAUUUUGGGUUUCUUGUGAAAGAGCUUUCAGUAGUCAAUCAGGACAGGAGUGUGUCUGUGCCUCUUGAGAAUUCUUGCUGAUUAAAAGGUGUAUUGAAGUCCUGCAAUGAAAAACCUGUGUAGCUUUGCUUAGCCUACACUCAGGAUAAUGAAACCUUUACUGAGUGCUUCUAUCUGCUUAAGAUAGUAAGCUGGGCUUAAGCAAUCGGCUGGAGAAAUGGCUCCACUGCUAAAGGCUAAGGCUCACAGUAAAAAAGUACCCAGCUUGUCUCUCUAGCUACCUUUAAAAAAAAUUCUUCCCUGGGUGUGAGACAGCUAAAAAAAGAUGAUCUUUUCUGUUUAUCACAGUAACACAUUAGGAGACAUGCUUGGAGGAAAAAAAGAUCCCUCUUCACAUCAAAACCCAUGAACUACAAAGGAAUAAACCUCAUUUUAAAAGUGCUGGCUGGGCAUGGUGGUGCGCAUCUUUAAUCCCAGCACUCAGGAGGCAGAGUCAGGCGGGUCUCUGAGACCAGCCUGGUCUGCAUAGUGUGUUUCAGGAUAGCCAGGACUACAUAAUAAAAAAUGCUAAUAGGUAAGGGGAUCGCUGUGAGUUCAAGGCAAUCUUGGUCUCCAUCAGGAGUUGUAGGCCACAUGGUGACACAGGGUUUUAUCUUGGUGGAGGAGCACUUGCCUUCUGUGUGUGAGGUCCUGGGUUAUAUCCACAGCAUUAGGAGGAAGAAGUUGACUUUCCCAGUUUAAUCUUUAAAUUUACUGCCUGUGCAGCUAUGGCUAGCAUUAAAUUCACAGUGCAGCCCAAGCUGACCUGAAACUGGUACUCCCGCCUUAGCUCCCCAAGCAUAUGCCAUCACACCUGACUGUCUUUUGUUUGUAGGGGAAACAAAACCUAAGGGUUUCCCUAACCUGUGUGAUGCUAGCUGGUUGUCAGCGCAGUGAAACCAAACUUGGGAGCAGAUUAGUUUGUCAUUUCCCCAGAUUAGUGAGAUUUGUAUCAAACCUGGGGCUCUUUGCUGUCCAGACUCUGACCGGCCUGUGAAGUUCACAGCAAUCUUCCCAGGGCUGUGACCAUCAGUGUUUUCAAUAUGGUCAUAUGUCACUACCACAGCUAGAAAAUGAAGAUGACUUGGGCAUGUGGCUUGCUACCAGCCUGAUGUUUGCCUGUUUGGCAUUAUUGAUGGUUUUGGAAGCAUCCAGCAGCACAUUAGCUGUGCCAUUAUGGUGUACAGAAAGAGCCCAAAGGACUUUUCAGUCCCCAGUCUGAAAAUCCAAAGCUCAUGUGGAACAUGAUUAGCACUCGCCCUACCACUGAGCUACACCUCCAGCCCAUGAUAACUUAAAAAAACAAACAAACAAAAAACAGAGGUGAUUGAUGCUAAAAACCAAAGAAUUAGAGUAGAAAAUAUGUGAUUGGUACAAAAAUAAAAGUCAGCCAGUAGAGUGAGAAGAUCCGGAAGCAGCGUGAGUGUGUCUGUGAACUCACUGCAGUGCUGAUGUCCAGCCCUCUGUCGUCUUUAUUUUGAGACAAAGUUGACUAGACUUCCUCCUGCUGAGCAGCUGGUACAGACUUGUACCACCAAGCCCAACACAUUUAUCAUUCAUUCCUUUUUGUUUUGUUUUUUUUCAGACAGUUUUACUGUGUAGCCCAGGGUGGCCCUUGAGUGUUUGCACUCAGCAUCUAAAGUGCUGGGUUUACUGACAGCUUCUGUGAAUUUUUUAAUGAUAGAUGUGAUGUUCAUAUCACUGGGGAAAAGAUAGAGUAGUCCAUAGCUUCCCUGAAAAAUGUCUGGAUGAGACCACGAAUUUUAUCUCCAUCAUCAUGUGAGCAUACUUGCAUGCAUGAACACACACACAGGGAAGAUACCCAGGACAUGGGUUAUUCAGGUGUAGCCCAUAUGCCUGUAAUCCCAGCACAGGGAAGGUGGAAGCAGGAGAUCAGGAUUUGAAUGCCAGCCGUGGCUACAUGGCUGAUUUGGAGGGGUCUCAAGUAAAAUGAGACUGUGUUUCAAAUCAAAACAAUAAUAAUUUAAAGCAAAAAGCCUGUUACACAGAGAAACCCUAUCCCAAAAAACAAAACCCAAAAAAAGAAAAAAAAACAGGGUGAGGCUAAAAUUUGCAGACAGAAUUUUGGAGCAUGGAGGGACAGAAGCCAUUAGCAUGCUCUCCUUAGGGUCAGGUUACAUACGUCCUCAGAUUCUCAUGGAAUGCAUCUUUUAAAAAACUUUAUAGUUAGACAGGCAGUGGUGGCAUACACCUUUAAUCCCAGCACUUGGGAAACAGGCUGGCAAGAUGUCUGAGUUCGAGGCCAGCCUGGUCUACAGAGUGAGUUCCAGGACAACCAGGGCUACACAGAGGAACCCUGUCUCUAACCCCCCCCAAAAGUGUGUAGGCACGUGUACCACAGUGCACAUAUGGAGUCAGAGGACAGCUUGGGAGUCAGUUUUCCACCAUUUGGGACCUAGGGAUGGCAGCAAGCUCCUUUACAUGCUGAGCCACCUUGCCCACCUAGCAGGCUUCUGAAGAAGAUUCUAGGUCAUACAUUAUAGCACCCCCUUUCCAUUGUAGCUGUAGCCCUAAGUGAGCCAAAACUCCCUUCCUAAGCUCUUUCUUUUCUUUUCCUCCUCUUUGAGACAGAAUCUUGCUAUACAGCCCCCUCCUCUCUCAUCUCCCUGUGUUAGCCCAGACUAGCCUUGAGCUUGAAGUGAUUCUCUUGCCUCAGCGUUCUAAAGGCUGAGACUACAGCCGUGUCCCAUCAGACUGGGAUUCUGUGCUCUUGUGAGAGCUGAGAACCACCACGUUGGCAGUAUUGGGAAGCUCACCUGCAAGCUCACAUGCUAGUCAUGGGGGACAUUACAGCGAGCAGCCGUAGUUCAGGAAUGGUAAACCAGGUAGUGAGCCCCAGGAGACAGAGAGUCUUAAUGGCAGAGAAAGCAGAAAGUAGUGUUUAGAGGGAAAUCUUUUGGGUUCAUGAGAUGGCCCAACCAGUAAAAUGCAUUUGCCACCAAGUUUGACAACCCAAGUUCUAUAGCCAAGAACCAAAUGUGAAAGGGGAGAACUGGUUCUUAGAUGUCCUCUGACCUCCCACAAGGAACAUGGUACAUGCACACACACACACACACACACA
Microtus oregoni (creeping vole) is the source of this 5624-nucleotide messenger RNA. RefSeq names its product zinc finger protein 668 (gene Znf668). Gene Ontology annotation, biological process: regulation of transcription by RNA polymerase II. The record is from RefSeq and is a predicted model, not a curated record. Gene Ontology annotation, molecular function: RNA polymerase II cis-regulatory region sequence-specific DNA binding; DNA-binding transcription factor activity. Lineage: Eukaryota; Metazoa; Chordata; Mammalia; Rodentia; Cricetidae. The coding region runs from base 227 to 2086 and encodes 619 amino acids. The transcript has 3 exons.